GACAUGAUCCUCCACAAGAGUAUAUAAACUGCAGUUUUGCCCAUAGAAAAAUACAGAAAGCUGGUCGGAGCAAGGCUGACUGCAAGAAACUCGACACCAUCAUCAAGACAGAUUGUUUCCAACUGUGCUGUAGGUGGUCGCACAUUGACGAGGACAAUGAGUUACGGGAACAUCAUGUUGGUUGAUACAAGUGGAGCGUCCAGGGAAACAGCCAAUCAAGAUCGCCUGUCGUGUGAAGGAGUGGCUGCAUCCAACGCCAUGGCACAAACAGAUCUGGAUAGAAUGAACAGAUACAAGAGCAUCAUCCAGAGAGUAGGAGCGCAAAAGGGAAUUGAUCCUGCUAUUAUUGCUGGCAUCAUUUCCAGAGAGUCCAGGGCUGGAAAUACGUUGCAAAAUGGCUGGGGAGACCAUGGCAAUGCCUGGGGACUCAUGCAGGUUGAUAAAAGGUAUCACUCUCCACGAGGCGGAUGGAAUAGCGAGGAACACCUCUGCCAAGGCAGAGACAUCUUAAUCGGUGUGAUCGGUGAUAUCAGAAGGAAGUUCCCGAACUGGACUGCAGAACAACACCUCAAAGGCGGGUUGGCAGCCUACAACAUGGGCCCCCCUUGCGUGGAAACGUAUGACAGCGUUGACAGGAAGACCACUGGACACGACUAUUCUAAUGAUGUUGUUGCUAGAGCUCAGUGGUACAAACGCAGAGGAGGCUUUUAGAGUUAAAUUGCUACAAUGGAGAAACCCUCUAAGCAUCGAAUAAACACGAGUCAAACUGA
Syngnathus typhle (broad-nosed pipefish) is the source of this 770-nucleotide messenger RNA. Its product is annotated as lysozyme g-like. The record is from RefSeq and is a predicted model, not a curated record. Lineage: Eukaryota; Metazoa; Chordata; Actinopteri; Syngnathiformes; Syngnathidae. The transcript has 6 exons. Gene Ontology annotation, molecular function: lysozyme activity. Gene Ontology annotation, biological process: peptidoglycan catabolic process; defense response to Gram-positive bacterium. Gene Ontology annotation, cellular component: extracellular region. The coding region runs from base 157 to 711 and encodes 184 amino acids.